This is a messenger RNA of Lontra canadensis (Northern American river otter), 854 nucleotides long. Its product is annotated as protein argonaute 2-like. The record is from RefSeq and is a predicted model, not a curated record. The transcript has 2 exons. Bases 1 to 687 code for a protein of 228 amino acids. NCBI's taxonomy places the organism in Eukaryota, Metazoa, Chordata, Mammalia, Carnivora, Mustelidae.
AUGGGGAGGAGGAACUGUCCACUCUCAAUUAUCCUCCUACACCCUCAGCCCCUUGGUGGCAGUCACCAUCCAGCACCCCAGCUAGGUGCCCUACGUGCCCUCCCGCCAUACACAACCGUGUUUAGGAGGGGUCGAGAGGAUGGAUCACUGAGCCUCCGACCUGUGCGCGGAGGGGCAGCGAAGGUCGCCCGCGGGGUGCGGCGCGUGCGGCACGCAGGUGGCCCGCCGCGUGGAGGAAGCGGCGCGGGGCGUCGAGGGGGUGCAGGGCGCCCAGGGGCGCUGGGCGGGCUCGCUGCUCCCGAGGCGGCUGUCAGGGGCCGGCGGCUCCCCCGAAGAUGCAGCGCAGCAUAUUUUGCACAUGAGUUCAGAGGAAGAGGAAGUGUAGCCGGCGGACGCGCGGCGGCGGCGGGGGCGCGUCGCGGCUGGAGCCGGAGCGCGCCAGGCUCAGGGCGCAGCGAGCGGGAGCGCGGCGGCCGCGGGCUCCGCGGAGGGACGGACGCACAGAUCGCGGGAGGGACGGACACCCGAGCGCGCCGCGCCGCCGUUUCCCGCCCCCACCCACUGGCGCCCACGCCUUCCCCGCGCUGCCUGCGCUGUAUGGCACAAACUUUCCUCCCGGGACGGAACACGCUGUCUCGGGCAGCCCGCGCCAGCGCCUUCUCCUCAGCCAGUUCCGAACGCUGCUGAAAUGGGUUGCGGAUUGAACAAGUUAGAGAAACGCGAUGACAAACGGCCUGGAAACAUCUAUUCGACUUUAAAGAGGCCUCAGGUGGAAACCAAGAUAGAUGUGUCCUACGAAUACCGCUUCCUGGAGUUCACGACCUUGAGUGCUGGUGAGUACAGGCGGCCCUAGC